UGAUGACGAUAGAUACAAUUUGCAUAGAAACAAGAAUGAUACAUUCGAGAGAAGCAACGACACAACUAUGAAAAUGGACUUAGUAAUGUGCGCGAGUACAGGAGUCCAAAAAGAAAUGAAACAGACCUCACUUCUCGUGGGAGAAUGGAGGAUACUGAUGAUAAGUUAAAGCUGAAUAGCAGCAGUGAAGGUGAAGUGACUGAUAAAGAUAUCCCAAAGACUAGUUCUUCGGAUGGAAGUGUUUCCGAGGAUGGUAUAGAGAACAGGAAGCCCUCUUACUACAGGUUUGUUCCUCCUCCCUAUGUAAGGCCAUCACAGGGCAAAGGAGAUGGCAUCACGGAGGAGCCUAUGGCACCGAGUGAUAAUAUUAAUAAGGUGAAAAACAAUAAAUGGGAUGAUUCCCUUGGAGAAAGUAAGCCAGAACCAAUAUCAGUUAGGAGAAGACCUUAGAAACCAAGAUCGGCAUGGAAAGGUUUAAGAGGUUUUGGAAAUGGAGCUCUAAGUAUUAGUUUGACAUCCAAACAAACAGAAGAAGACUAUAAGAGGGAUGAAGAAGAGAAGAAAAUGGAUGAGCUUUUGAUGCAUUACAGCAAGAAGAAAUCACCUUACGAAUGGUUGAGCAAAUGGAAGACAGCACUCCGAGCACCUCCUCCCGGAAGACAAGAAUCUGACAACACAAGUAAAGGUUUAGCACUUCCUCCCGGGACACAAGAAUCCAAUAACACAACUAAAGGUCUAG
Messenger RNA from Hibiscus syriacus, 739 nucleotides. RefSeq lists its product as uncharacterized. Bases 145 to 450 code for a protein of 101 amino acids. NCBI's taxonomy places the organism in Eukaryota, Viridiplantae, Streptophyta, Magnoliopsida, Malvales, Malvaceae. The transcript has a single exon. The record is from RefSeq and is a predicted model, not a curated record.